Iphiclides podalirius (scarce swallowtail) is the source of this 1257-nucleotide messenger RNA. Lineage: Eukaryota; Metazoa; Arthropoda; Insecta; Lepidoptera; Papilionidae. The record is from the annotation of a GenBank genome assembly.
AUGUUUAACACGGUCUUCGAAGAGUACUGCGACUUCAACGACAGCAUAUGCAGCAACGAUUCUGGUUUCGACAGGUCUUAUGCCGGCUCCCUCGCGACACCCAACUCACUGAACAGCACACCUUUGAAACAUGACGCAUCAGAUCUUGGCAUAUCGCUAACACCCACUAAAGACAAGAGCGUAAAGAGAAGGCUGUUCAGCGAUGAAUUCGGUUACACUUUCAACACGCAGAUAGAAGAAGUAAAAGGUUUCGAUGAUAGUCUUCUACCCGGCGACAACACUUCUACACCAGUUAAAUCGAAAGAGAAGAAACCCAAAGAUCCGAAUAAACCUAAGAGGAAAUACGCCAACGGAAAGAACAGAGUGACAAGAUGCAAAAGCCCCACUCAGAUAAUGCGAAUCAAGAGGAACAGAAGGAUGAAGGCAAACGACAGAGAACGUAACAGAAUGCACAUGUUAAACGAAGCUUUAGAUAGGCUGAGAUGUGUUCUACCGACAUUCCCCGAAGACACAAAAUUGACUAAAAUAGAGACACUGAGAUUUGCUCACAACUAUAUAUUUGCUUUAAGCCAGACGUUAGAGUCGCUAGACAAUAUUAACUCCGGCCAAAUACCACCGGAUAACUUCUCUAUGAGUUACGAUAAGCUACAAACUGUGACAAGUGAUAAAAUUAACAAGGACGCAUUCAGAGAGAUAUUUUUACUACCAAACAAGACUGAGGAGUAUAACCCUGACGGCAGUUAUAGAAGUUUCCAAGGAUUCAGCAAGCCUUUUCCCAACGGCUCGAACUUCUUGCAAACCCCCGAGGGGGUGUUGAUUAACGUUGGAAAUGUUACCGUAUCUGUUAACAAUAAAGGCGGUAAUUGCAUAACUUCGACCACGGGCAGUGGUUUCUUCACUAACCCGUCCAGUUUCGGCGACGAUGUGUUCCAACAGAACUAUUACAGUCAGAAGCCUUUCACGCCUUGUCAAAACUACAAUGAAGCCAGUUACGAAUCGAGUGUGCAGAACGAGCCUGAAGAGUAUUUCAAUCAGAAAAACUACGAAAUUUUCAAGAGCGCCUUCGAAAGUGCAAAGAAUAAGAAGCCUCCGAAAGUGCAAGACCACUCCUCCUUCUAUGGAGAUUACGCGAACAGUAUGUACAGUUGCAAUGAAAGGUAUUACACGAGCGACAGUAACUACACGCAAAGCCAUUGCUAUUUCAAUGACCAAAGAUAUAGGGAUCAUUACAGGACCAGUAUUGUGAAUACUCAAAUU